Molecule: messenger RNA, 4030 nt
Organism: Diabrotica virgifera virgifera (western corn rootworm)
Lineage: Eukaryota; Metazoa; Arthropoda; Insecta; Coleoptera; Chrysomelidae
Product: zinc finger protein 664-like
Exons: 2
Coding region: 178-1566 (462 amino acids)
Biological process (GO): regulation of transcription by RNA polymerase II; central nervous system development
Cellular component (GO): nucleus
Molecular function (GO): RNA polymerase II cis-regulatory region sequence-specific DNA binding; DNA-binding transcription factor activity, RNA polymerase II-specific
Source: RefSeq, a predicted model, not a curated record
UCAGUGUCAGUUAUGUUAUGAUUUUUGAUGACGACCCGGACAUACUCAGAUUGUCAGAUUUAUCGAUUUAUGUUUAUGUUUAAAAUUUAAAGUUUUUUAAUUCUGAGGCUGAGAAAAUAGGUAUAGGUAGUGAAAAUACUAAGUUUUAUAAUAAUAUAUUAUAUUAAUUUCUGUUAAAUGGAACAAGAAAUAAAAAAUGAAUUUUAUGCUACUUCCCCUGAAAUAAAAAGGGAAUGUGAUGAAAUUCCCAAUUUGACUAUAAAAUCUGAAAUCAAAGAAGAGGUUCCAGACUUAUAUUUUUGUAAUGAUGAUAAUUAUGAAAGUCAAAUAAAAACGGAACUAUGCGUUGAAGAUGUGAAAGUUGAACAAAAUCCAAUUGACAAUGUUAAUAUGAUGGAGGAAAAUCCCAGAAGUCACUGUGAGCUUUCCCAGAUGAAAUUACUGAAGAUGGAAGUUGUGAAAAGGAUUCCUGAGGAAUCAUGUAAUAAAAAACAAGAAAUAAGUGUGAACUUUGAAGAAACAACAAUAAAAAAUCCUGUUUGUGCUAAAUAUUUCACUCACAAAAAUAAUUUAAAGAAACAUACGAAAGAUCGGAUUGGAGAAAAACGCUACAAAUGUGAAACGUGUUUUAAGCUGUUUACUACAGGAGCAAAAUUGAAACUUCAUUUAAGAGUGCAUACUGGUGAAAAGCCUUACAUGUGUGAAAUUUGUUUGAAGCAAUUUGCUGAAGUAUCUAAUAUGAAGCAACAUAUGAGAGUGCACACUGGGGAGACGCCAUACAAGUGCGAAAUGUGUUUGAAGCAGUUUAAAAUGUCAGCAAGUUUAAAAAGACACUCGAAACUGCACACUGGAGAAAAGCCUUAUAAGUGUGAAAUUUGUUUUAAGCAUUUUAUCGAGUCAGGAACUUUAAAAAGGCACUUAAGACUGCACUCUGGAGAAAGGCCUUACAAAUGUGAAAUUUGUCUUAAGCAAUUUAAUCAAGCAUAUGAUUUGAAAAAUCACUCAAGAGUGCACACUGGCGAGACGCCUUACAAGUGUGAAAUUUGUUUUAAGCAAUUUAUUGAGUCAGGAAGUUUAAAAAAGCACUUGAGACUGCACACUGGAGAAAGGCCUUACAAGUGUGAAAUUUGUUUUAAGCAAUUUAGUGAAUCAGGUAACUUGAAACUACACAUGAGAGUGCACACUGGAGAAAAGCCAUACAAGUGCGAAAUUUGUUUUAAACAGUUUUUUGAAGCAUGUAAGUUGAAAAUACAUAGGGAAACACAUAUUGGAGAAAAGCGUUACAAAUGUGAAAUGUGUGUUAAGCAGUUUACCACAGCACAACAUUUGACACUUCAUAUAAGAACACACACAGGAGUAAAACCACAUAAGUGUGAAAUUUGUUUAAAGCAGUUUGCUGAAUUAUCUAAAAUGAAACAACAUAUGAGAGUGCACAAUGGGAAGAAACCAUACAAGUGCGAAAUUUGUUUUAAGCAGUUUCCUUACAAAAGCAAUUUGGCUGUACAUACUAAAGUUCACACUAGAGAAAAACAUUCGUCAUCAUCAUCGCUGGUGCUACAAGUCUAGUUUAGCCUAGUUUCCCCAGUAUAUUUCGCCAGUCGUUUCUGUUCACCGCCAACCGUUGCCAAUUUGCUGAGCCGAUCUUCCUUUCGAUUAGAACUAGCUAGGUGGACAAAAUUAUUUUUCAUCGUAUUUACAUUUGUAUCGAGCAAUAAUAGACCUAAUUUGAUAAUAAAAUAAAUCAUUUGUAUUAGUAAAAAAUUGAAUCAAAGAAGUCUAGAAGCCUAGAAAAUAAAUAAAAGAAUUAAAAACAAAAGUUUUUCUAUAUUUAAUACAUUAGAAAUACAAAUAAUACAUUAUAAAUACAAUAAAUAAAUAUUCGUAUGAUUGUGAAGUAGACUUGGCAGAGGUUGAGACUACUGUAGGAGCUAUAAUCAACUUUAAAACCUCUGGGUACAAUUGACCAGCUUUUUUAGAAUUUCUCUGAGGCUGUUUAUCAGUGGAUCAGAUGUUAUGAUCAACAGUGAAAGUAAGUCUUUAGUCGUGGCAAUACGUGAACAGUUUCUGGUGUAUUGCUCCCGGAACUUGCGGCAAUCUUUGUUCCUUACUUCAUGAGCUUCUUUUGAAAGCGGUCCAAGUGGAACUAAUGCUGAUUUGAUUACUUUCAUACUAUGUAUAAGUAUUUUAUGUACAGUGGCUUUCAGUACCAUGAAAUGGCUCUUAUGGCUAUGACAAAGUUCUCUGCAUUCAAGACAGAAAUUUUCAAAUCUCUAAAAAAAACUGUUGUGCUCAAGUGUGUUGGUUAUAAUAAGUUUUAUUAUUAAUGGAAAAGGUGCAGAUAUUACAUAUAGCAAAUUUAGCCCUGGUACAAAAGGGUACAAGUCAUUGCCAUCAUUUGAAAGUUUCAAAACGAAGAAAAUUUCCUUCAUUCAUCAUACAAACUUUUUUUAAUAUUGUUUGUUUAUCAGAUAGAUUUUAUUAAAUUAGAAAAAAUUAGCAUAAAAAUUAUCCAUCUUUAACAAUUAAUCUGAAUAAAUUAAGGAAAACUUUAAUUUCGUGUGAUUGAAAUGAUGUACGGAACUCAACUGAUUUAUUCUAUUACAACAAAAAUACGUACCCUUGGACGCUAUUACUAAAAAAAUAUGAUGUGCAAGCGUGUGCAGGUUUUAAUAAGUCUUAUUAUUAAUGGAAAAGGUGCAGCUAUGACAUAUAUAAAAUUUAGCCCGGGUAUAAAAGUGUACAAAUAAUUGCCACCCUUCCAAAGUUUCAAAACGAAGAAAUUUCCUUCGUUCAUCAUACAAACUUUUUUUUAAUGUUUGUUUAUCAGAUAGAUUUGUUACGUUAGAAAAAAAAAUAGCACUUGAAUAUUGAAUACUUGAAUAAGUGUACUUGAAGUGAUGUACGGAAUUCAACUGAUUUGUUCUAUUACUAUGAGAAUGCGUACUUUUGGGAUCAACGGCGGGAUGUAAUAGACAUAAACAAAUAUUUGAGUACCAUGUUGUGAAGUAUUGUUUACACUAUUCACAUAACAAUUCUUUUAAUUUUGAACAUGACGUGAAACAGCACUAAAGUCGUUUUCGUGAAAAUUGCACUUAGACGGUUUUGCUUCUAAUCCCUUCAAUUGUAAAAGUAUAUUUAUAAAUUAAUAAUACUCCAUUCAUUCACAAUAUUCAGAAGUUAAACAUUGUUAAAUUUUAAGGUUGUCCAAAAUAGCUCAAAAUGUUCAAUCCCAAACUAUUUUGCACAAGCUAAUUGGAUUUGCCGAAAUUUCUGAAUAUUUGUUAGUUUUCGUCCCAGACAUUGAAAUAUUCAAAACCUCAACUUCGUAUAUAUUUAGUCAUAAGCACGACAGCACUUCUAACAUUGACUGGCGUGGGCUAUAAACGCUUGUAGUCGUCCGUACUAAUUGUCCCGAGAUGUAAGUGUGCAGGAUUGUUGUGAUAAGAUAAUAAGCUAUGUUAUUGGAUUCUUCUUUUUCUUAAAAGCCUAUCCUACACUUUAAUGUCAGUAGCUCGUAUCUCAUUAUGUUUUAGUUUUGUUUAUUACUACACCAUGACUACACCCAUUUAGAGACCGACCGAUUAAUAGAUAUCGGCUUCGGCCACCUUCGGCCAAUAUUUAAACCUUCGGCCAAAACGAAGUCGAAGGUGGGAUGAAACGAUGAAAUAUAAAACGAGUUCGCCGCCAAAACCACAUGCAGUUGCAAUUCCCCUAUAAUCUCGAGAUACUAGGCUAGGCUUAAUGAACGAUAUUUAACUCUGCUGAGCAACUUUACGCUGAUAGAAGAGCUAAUUUUUUAGGAGAAAACUCGUGACAAGCGUCUUUUUCUUACUUAUAAUAUUAGGAUGUUUUAUUUCGGAUAUUAGCUACCAAAUAAUCAGAAAUCUCAUACUUUACUAAUUUUAGUGUAUUUUAAUGUUAUUUAUUUUUGUUAUUGCUUCUAUUACCAAAGAAUGCAUAAAUGUUUGACUUUUUAUCUUAAUUCUCGUAUUAUAUCACCUGUCAGAUAAUAAAAAUAUAAUUCACAUGA